AUGGCGUGGAGGUGGAGCAGGCACGCCAUCGAGCAGACACGACACGCAACGCACGCGCAACACACACAGGUCCUCAAGCUCAAGUGCGCGGGCUCGGGCGCGACGAUGCACGGCGCCGACGAGAGAGUGGUAAGAAAGUGCUCGCGGGGGUGCGUCGAGCUCUACGCGGCCGCAUGUAAGCCGGCCUGGGUCGCUUCACCUAGAUUAGCUCUCAAUGGAGACAUCUGCAAGGCUCAUGGUCUGGGCUGGUCGGAGGCGCGAGCGUUCACGCGCGGCGCGGACUGGGCCGCGCGCGGCGCGCCCGACGUCACGGAGGCGCGGAUCGACGACGUCGUGGAAGAGGAGGCUCCGGUGGAGGAAGUGGCGGACGCGCCCACCAUCAAAGCCGAGGCGCCGCCGUCGAAGGAAGUCGGCGUCGUCUGGGCCGGGCCUUUGGGUCAGCGGACGACGAACGCGACGGCGUCAGCAUUAGCGAAGCGUAGACUAGAUGGCGAAAGCGUCAAGGACGCGCUCGUGGCCGACGAGGCUUUAGUGGUCACGGCGCUGAAGGGUAAAUUAGCCCCGCCGUGGGAGAAGGACCGGUCGAAGCUGCCCAAAGAUGCUAGAUGUUGUCGCUUCCGGGUGCCGGGCGGGCACAGCGCCGCGAAAAGGGUGGCGCGAGCUCUCCGGGGCGACCCCGAGAAGGGCUUCCCCUUCAAGCUGCGGGCGGCGGCUUUAGCACCGGAGGACGCUUCAUUACUGGAGAAGGCGCUCCAGGACGUCGGCAAGGCCAAGAAGCCGGCGGCGGCGACGAAGAAUGAGAAGCCGUCCCUCGGGUGUGGCGUGCGCGCCAAGGGCGGCGCGGGCGGACGCAUGGGCGGCAGCUCUCGGAAGCUGGUCGGGCCGGCCGCGCACCGGCCGCCGCGCCAGCGCGUCGGCGAGCACCCGCUCUACAAGACGGCGGACGCGCCCUCUACCAAUUCGCGGCCCGUCGCCGCCGAUUUUCCCGUCCUCGGCGCGACGCGGCGGACGACGGCCGCCGAUUUUCCCGUCCUCCGCGCGACGCGGCGGACGACGGCGGCUGAUUUUCCCGCUCUCAACGGCGCGGUCUGGCAGGGCCCGGCGCCGUCGGCCGAGGACUUCCCGGCGACGCUCGGGGCGGCGUCUGCCUCGCGUGCCGACGACUGGCGGCCUGCUACCGACGCGCCGGCGCCGUCGCCGGCGCCGGCCGAGGACUUCCCGACACUCUCCACGGGACGGCGGCGCGCGGGCGCCCGCGUCGACGCGGCGGGCUACGCCGCUCGGGCCCAUCACCCGAAGCCGCGUGGCCGCCCGCCGCACGACUCGAGUGGAAAGCCCGCGACCUGGGACCACGAGAAGGGCGAGUGGGUCGGCGUCGCCCGCGAGGGCCAUCCGCAGCCGCGCGGCCGCCCUGCGCCACGCUCUGGCACGCCCGACCCUGCGCCACGCGCCGCCGCGGCCGUGGCGGAAGACUUCCCGACACUAUCCACGGGAGGUAGCCGGCGCGCCACCGCGCCGGCUCCAGUCGCGCGUGCCGAGCCGGCUCCGGUCGCGUGCGCCGCGCCGGCUCCGGUCGCGCGUGCCGCGCCGGCGCCAGCCCCGGUCGCCGCGCCGGCGGUGCAUGUGCCGUCGCCCGCCGAGCUGCUCAGCAACUUCGCGGCGAACCAGGCGCGCGAGGCCGCCGCCCGCGAGGCCGCCGAACGGGCCGCCGCGGCCGCCGCGCCGCCGCCGGCGCCCGUUCCGGAGCCUCCCACGCUGCCGCACCCGUGGCAGGCCUUCUGGGACGCGAGAAGCGAGCGGUACUACUUCGGCCACCCGACGACCGGCCAGGUCCAGUGGGACAUGCCCGUCGCGGCGCCGCCGCCGCCACCUCCGCCUGUCCGGCCCGCCUACACGGAGGCGAGCUACGAGCGGCUCGUCGCCGAGCUCGCGGAGGUCAGGGUCAGGCCGAGCCAGGACGCGCUGGGUAUCCUCCGGCGCCAGGAGGUGACCGUCGAGGAUCUCUGCGAUCUCACGCAUGCCAUGCUGGUGGCCGCGGGGCUCGAUCAAAUCGACGUUCACAUGAUCUGGAGCAAAAUCGAAGUGCUCCGGAAUCGCCGGAUCGCCCGCGAGUCGGCGUAG
Molecule: messenger RNA, 2121 nt
Organism: Pelagomonas calceolata
Lineage: Eukaryota; Pelagophyceae; Pelagomonadales; Pelagomonadaceae
Source: the annotation of a GenBank genome assembly